Molecule: messenger RNA, 1685 nt
Organism: Nicotiana tabacum (common tobacco)
Lineage: Eukaryota; Viridiplantae; Streptophyta; Magnoliopsida; Solanales; Solanaceae
Product: 2-methylene-furan-3-one reductase-like
Molecular function (GO): oxidoreductase activity, acting on the CH-CH group of donors, NAD or NADP as acceptor
Source: RefSeq, a predicted model, not a curated record
CAGACCCCACUAGUGUAAUUUUACUGGGUCGUUGUUGUUGUUGUUUGAAUUGUUCUGUUCCCCUCAUGUUCUUGCAUCACAUCCUUAUUAUUUCCUCCUCUUUGAACAGCAUUUAUAUCCUUUGCCUUGAAUUUUCUUACCACUUCAGAUCUUGUCAAGUCUUGAACUGCAAAGAUGAAGUUUUUGCUUGGAGUACAAAACCCUGCAGAGAGACAAUUGCAAAAGGUUUGGAUGUAUAAAGAAUAUGGUCCUAAAGAAGUACUCAAACUAGAAGACUUCCCAAUUCCUUGUCCUCAACAUGAUCAACUACUUGUUCAAGUCAAAGCUGCAGCCUUGAAUCCUAUAGAUUUCAAGUUCCGCCAACGACCCAUUGUCCCUUUAGAUUUUCCUGUGAGUAUAUACUCCUACUUAUGAUCACAGGCACAAGAAUCAUUCCCUCCAUCCUUAAAAUAGCUUAGAGAGGACCAUCACUUGCAUGCGCCGCGACUCUUUUUCAUCCAAAAACUAUCUGCAUAAGAGCCUAUAGACGGAACCAGAAUUUAAACUUGAUAGGUUCUUUUUAUGUUCUUACCACUAAAUCCAUCGCACUUCUGAAAUUAUGUGUUCCAGAAUUUAAUAUUUAUUGAAAUUUAGUAAUUCUUCACCACAUUUAGGUAAGUUCCUUGGAAGAAAAGUUGGAUUCAGCUGAACUUAUGGAACGCAUAUUGUGUUCAACUCUGUUGACAACAUAUCAUAAUGAAUAUCAGGAUGUUUGUGCAGGUUGUGACAUGGCUGGUGUUGUGGUGGGAAAAGGAGAUUCUGUAUCAAGAUUUGAGAUAGGUGAUGAGGUUUAUGGGAACAUUCAAAAUUUCACCAAAGAUAAAAUAAAGCAGCCUGGGACAUUAACAGAGUUUAUAGUAGUUGAGGAGGAAUUAGUGGCAAGAAAGCCAAAAAAAGUUUCAUUUGAGGAAGCAGCAAGCUUGCCUGUGGCACUUCAAACAGCAAUUGAAGGUUUCAAAACAGCAGGUUUUAAGAAGGGGCAGAGUGUUUUUAUAGUUGGUGGUGCUGGUGGUGUUGGAUCCUUGGUUAUUCAACUGGCCAAGCAAUUGUAUGGGGCUUCUUUUGUUACAGCAACUACUAGUACUACCAAAGUGGAGUUUGUCAAAAGUUUGGGAGCUGACAAGGUUGUUGAUUAUACACAAACUAGAUAUGAAGACAUUAAGGAGAAAUAUGACCUUGUCUAUGACACAAUAGGUGACUCCAAGAAUUCCUAUGUGGUGGCCAAAGAAGAAGCACCAAUAAUUGACAUAACUUGGCCUCCUUCAAAUCCUAAUGCAAUGCAUUCAAGCUUGACAAUAAGUGGAGAAGUUCUUGAGAAGAUUGAACCAUAUCUAGAGAAUGGAAAGCUAAAGGCAACAAUUGAUCCUGCAAGUCCAUUUCACUUCUAUGAAGUUAUCGAGGCGUUUAGUUACUUAGAAACUGGAAGAGCCAGAGGAAAAGUAGUGAUCUCUCCAUUUCCCUCGAUACAUGAGGAUGAAUUCUUGUGAUAUAUGUCAGCAGUCUAUCUAGUAACCUCCCGUCCUCUCGUUUGUCUUGUAAAAGUAGUUUAGCGAAAAAAUGAGUUCCCAAGCAACUUCUUAAUGUAUUACUAUGUGGUGAAUAUAAUGAAGUAUUUCAAAGGUCAAUAAUGUGUAAAUUUCUUCUUU